This is a messenger RNA of Melitaea cinxia (Glanville fritillary), 1090 nucleotides long. Its product is annotated as translocator protein-like. NCBI's taxonomy places the organism in Eukaryota, Metazoa, Arthropoda, Insecta, Lepidoptera, Nymphalidae. The transcript is spliced from 4 exons. The record is from RefSeq and is a predicted model, not a curated record. Gene Ontology annotation, cellular component: mitochondrial outer membrane. Bases 185 to 685 code for a protein of 166 amino acids.
AAAAUAAAGCAGCUUGAUAACAGCUAAUAGCUAAUAAUACUAUCGGCAUUUUGAUAACCCGUUUUUAUUUACAAAGUGAUAUCAUUAUUUGACGUCUGGUCAUCAUUUUAUGCAAGCUUAAACGACCUUUGUUUCUUUAUUUUUUAAAAUAUUUACACUUCUACAUUAACUAACCAGCAGAAUCAUGGUAAACUGGGGUAUGAUCGGAGCAAUGGUGCUGCCCAACAUUGGGGGAUGGGCCGGAGCCCUAACAAUGACUGGUGAAGUCAAAUCACCCGACGGCACAGCCUGGUAUGAGACUAUCAAGAAACCGAGCUGGAAUCCACCUAACUGGGUCUUUGGACCAGCUUGGACAGCGUUAUACACUGGAAUGGGUUACGCUUCUUACAAGGUUUAUGAAGAGUGUGGUGGAUUUACAAGUGAUGCAGUGUUACCCUUAACAUUGUUCGGUGGUCAGUUACUUCUGAAUUGGACUUGGACACCUGUAUUCUUUAAAUUUCAUCAGAUUGGUUUGGCUUUAUUACACAUGUUAGCACUGGACGCGGCCGCAGCUGCCUGUACUGCAAGUUUCUUUACAGUUAACAAGAAUACUUUGUACUUCAUGGCUCCAUAUCUAGGGUGGCUUACAUUUGCCACCUGUCUUAAUUUUGCCAUAUGGCAACUCAACAAAGAAACCAAAAAUUAAAUGAUUAUGGUUACUAUUUGUGUAUAUUUUGUAAGUUGCCAGAAUGUUAAAUAAAAAGAAUUUACAUUUUUAUUUUAUUACAAGUGAAAAUAAAUAGUUUUGAAAUAAAAUAUGUAAUAUGGUGUUUUUAUAAGUUCGUUACGUAACUGAUCAAUUAUAUGUGAUUUUGUUUGCCUCUCGCUUGUAUGUACAAAGUAUAUACUUUAAAUUGCUGACAACUUUUAAAAUAUCAUUUAACACACUGGCCACUAUGGGUAAAAGACAAUUUUCUACUGUAUUAACCUUUUGAACACCAUAGUCAUCUAUACUUGACAAGGGCUUGCGAGUCCUGUACGCCAACGACGUCUAUAGGCGACAAAAAACCCGGACCACAAAAAAAUAUUAAAUAAAAUUAUUAAAAAAAUA